AACAGCGGUUAGUCACCGUGGAUCGUAUUCAAGCUCACCGAGCGCUGUGAACAUUUUUCAUCGUUGAAACUCUCGCUAAAGAUUAAAGCCGGACGGAAAGUGUUCCUGAUAAGCUAUUCAUCAUUUAGUUACAAAACUUCUACUUUUCAUCGCCGAAAGUGAUCAUGAUGAACAGAAGAAACUAUUUGUCGCGCUCUAAAAUGUACCUGUACCAGACAGAGGAUGAAGAGGAAGCUGUGCGAAAAGCCAUCUCCUUGUCAUUAGAAUCAUACCAGCAAGAGCAAGAGAAAAAGAAACAGAGCAACACUUCAUCGGAUAAAAGGCGUCAAUUGUCUAACUCAAGGCGGCCACGCUCUCUAUUCUCACCCAAAGGAACGAAGUGUAGAAGCACGCCUUUUCUAAGUCACGAAAGUAAUUAUCUUCCCACUACAGUUUCUACGAGUCUAAGCUCUAAAGAGAGCGAAGAAAACGCGAAAUCCUGCAGAGAAUCGCAGACAACUGGAAGAGGAAUGGACGCGUCCAACUCGCCAGCGACAGGAAAUGGAAGAUGGCUCCUUCAGCUUGACGAACUUUUCACUGAUCAGAAUUAUAAAGAGAAGGAACAAUGCAGUAAAUCUCCCCAUGUAUGGAAAGGAUCUGGAGGUGCAAGAGGAACGAGAAAAGCGAACUCAAUAGCGAACUUCGGAAGCAAGGAAGAAGAGGAAUUAAGGAAUGGCGUGCUCGCUGUGCUAUCUAGUGAUCAGGUCACCAAAAAGACUGAACAAAGGACAAAAUCAUCCCAGGUACCAUUGAUAGAUCCAAGAGGCAGGAGAAAAUUUAACUCAGUAUCGAAAUAUAGAGGCAGAGAAGUAGAUGAAAGAAAGGAUGGUCUUCAUACUGAAGUAUCCACGAUUCAGAUAAGCAAAGAAACUGAAGAAAGUGCUAAAUCUCACAAGGUAUCCAUGAAAGGUACAGGAGCAGCGAGCGGAGCUAGUUCAGUAUCGGGAAUCACGAAAGGAAACAAAGGUCUGCGCCAUGAAAUUUCCCCAGCCCAGAUUACCAAGGAAUGUGAACCGUGCACUAAAUACAACCAAUUACCACCAAAACGCGCCAGAAGACGAAUCGAAACAUCCUCGAAAGCCCUAGCACUAUCGAUGGAAAAGGCGAUUCCUCUUUGUCUUCCGAAUAAUUUUACCUGGGAUCCUACCACUGGUAAAAUUCAAAAAACGGGAGAUGAACGAUGUGUCCUUGAUCCAGUUCCAGCCGCUAUUAAGAUAUUAGAGAACAUUAAAGAACCAGUAUCUGUUGUGUCCAUUGCUGGACCAUACAGAGAUGGUAAAUCAUACAUACUUGGCGAGGUUUUUGGUGGAAAGAAUGUCUUUUCGAUUGGUCAUUCGAUGGACCCCGAGACGUUCGGACUAUGGAUGUGGAUUGUGCCUGAAGUUUUUCAGGUUUGAAACGACGUACAGAUAUUUAAAAAGUUAUGAUGUAUUGGGAGAAAUUCUUAGGAGGAUACUUAAGCAUUAUCGAGAUUUCGUUUUGUAAAGUUACGAGGUUAGAUGGAAUAAAAAGCUCACUCCCAAAGAGAUAAGAAUAGUUCACUCUCAUAAAUGAUGAAAAAUGAAAAACUCUUAAUAUUAUAAUACUUACACUAAAAAAUUCAAUUUUUGUGGCCACUGCCUCAUUUAGGAGGCGAAGCCACAUGUAUUGUCGAGAUGAGAGAGUGAGUGAGGGAGUGAGUGACUCGAUGUUUCCCGAUGCUAGUUAUUGUUUUUUUCUGAGUAUACUGUAAUUAGAAUUUCAACAAUCGCACUCAUACACAGUUGAGUUCCCUCCCUUUGUGAUUUCUGGAUUAUAGCCACUAGCACAUUACGCUUUCAGUUCUUUCCGUGACACAAUGAAAGACAGCAGAAAGCGAUAACAUCUCACAGUUUCAGGAUGGUGCAGGAAUUAAAACAGAAGUUUUCCUUUCAGAAUAUGUUAUUAGUGUGAUCAAUGCAUCAUAACACUUAAGGGAAUUUUUUUUUCAAGAGCUAGCAUUUUACAGUUUAAAUGAGCAAAUGACGGGAGAUCCGACGAUAUAAUAUUUUUAGUUCUUACCGUACGUGGCACUUCAAAAGACGAUAAACAUCUCAAUAUAAUUUGACAGUGGCAUCCACCGAAGGAUAGUAACAAUCAAAACUAUUCCUCGUAAAAAUAUCUCAAUGGACUUGAUCAGCUCAUCAUGUAGGCUUUGAGGAAAACGGUCUUCCUUUGAAAAGAGAGCGUUUUAUCGUUUGAAUCACCGAAGUUUGUCGAAAAGAGCCACUAAACUUGCAAAACCGAGCAAACGGAGAAAUACGACACCUUGAGUUAUUCAACAUAAUGAUGGAACGGAGGAAGGGUGGAUCGGUGGAAUGGUGGAAUAUCUUAAGAAGCAGA
This is a messenger RNA of Stylophora pistillata, 2400 nucleotides long. RefSeq lists its product as uncharacterized. The record is from RefSeq and is a predicted model, not a curated record. Lineage: Eukaryota; Metazoa; Cnidaria; Anthozoa; Scleractinia; Pocilloporidae.